AUGCCUUGUAGAAUCUACCGCUCAUCCUACCCACCCGUCGAGUUGAUUGACAGCGAUUUAUUGACCUUCCUCUUUUCGAAUCCGAGAAACGCUCCAGACGAUAAGCCGAUAUUCAUUGAUGCGGUCACAGGCGCACAUCGCAGCUAUGGAGACAUUAAGCGAAGGACGCGGUCACUCGCGCAUGGUCUGCGAGAGCUAGGAGUCAAGCCUAAAGAUAUUGUUGCUCUAUUCAGUCCCAACACUAUUGACUACGCAAUCACUUGCUAUGGUAUCCUGGGCUGCGGUGCUACCGUGUCGCCUGUCAGUGCAGCCUACACCCCAAUGGAACUGCAGGCGCAGCUCGAGACCAGCGGCGCCAGAUAUCUAAUUGUACAUUCCUCGCUCCUCUCGACAGCCGAAGAGGCGCUCAAAUCCAUCCCCGCCAUUCAGGUCAUUCAAGCAGAUGGAGUCCGCGACAAGAAGGGCAAAUCGACCGCCGAAGACCUCGCUUCGAACUGUCCACCCAGCCCGGUCGUCAGCAUUGAGUCGAGUGAGGCCGAGGAACGGCUUUGCUUCAUGUGCUUCUCUUCGGGUACCACGGGUCGAGCAAAGGGCGUGAUGACAACUCACAAAAACCUAGUAUCCAACAUGCAGCAAUGGGACGCCCAAAUGCCCGGCGAGACGACAGGGGACCUGACGACGGUGACAUUUUUACCAUUCAGCCACAUCUACGGUCUGACAUCUUUUAUUUGCGUAAACACAUUCGUGGGCAAUGCCGCCGUCGUCCUAAGUCGUUUCGAUCUAGAAGUCUUCUUGUCGAGCUGCCAAAAGUAUCGACCGGAAAUGGUUAGCUUGGUUCCACCAGUUAUGUUGUUGCUGGCCAAAAACCCCUUGGUGAAGAAGUACGACCUUAGCAGCCUCCAAAGACUAUUCUGUGCCGCAGCUCCGUUGAGUGUGGAGCUUCGGGAGGCUGUUGAGGCACGGUUCAAGGAGUUGUAUGGGACAACUGUAUUGGGUCUGCAGGCUUGGGGCAUGACUGAGACUAGCCCGCUUGGCUCGGCCGUCCCUCCAAGCCGGCCGGACAAGAGGCAUACAGUCGGGUGUAUCACACCAAACAUGGAAUAUAGGGUGGUUGACCCGGAGACCAUGCAAGAUACAGGGUAUGAGCCAGAUGGGUCUGCAGUCCCUGGGGAGUUGUGGUGCCGCGGACCAAAUGUGACCAAGGGUUAUUAUCGGAACGAAGAGGCUACGAGGAGUGGUUUCGCAACCGAUGAGGAAGGCAAGCUGUGGUUCCGGACCGGUGACAUAGGGACUAUUGACAAAGACGGAUUCCUGAUCAUUGUCGACAGGAUAAAGGAAAUGUUCAAGUAUAAGGGCUUGCAAGUCAUUCCGUCAGAGCUGGAGGGUAAGCUCCUGGAACACCCUGACGUCGAAGAUUCCUGCGUUGUCCCCCACUGGAUCGAAGAACAGGCAACGCAUGUUCCAGUCGGAUUCGUCGUGAUAAGUCAGAACGCCAAGGCCAAGGGCCAGAAAAAUAUUGUUGAAGACAUUGACAAAUGGUUGAAUGCAAGAGUCGCCAACCACAAGAAACUGAGAGGAGGCAUCCAUAUCAUCGACGCGAUCCCCAAGUCGCCUUCCGGAAAAAUUCUGCGGCGAGAACUGGCGGGGAUGCUCAAAGAGAGGAGCGGAAGAACGGGAUCGAAGCUGUGA
This is a messenger RNA of Cladophialophora psammophila CBS 110553, 1689 nucleotides long. RefSeq lists its product as uncharacterized. NCBI's taxonomy places the organism in Eukaryota, Fungi, Ascomycota, Eurotiomycetes, Chaetothyriales, Herpotrichiellaceae. The transcript has a single exon. The record is from RefSeq and is a predicted model, not a curated record. The coding region runs from base 1 to 1689 and encodes 562 amino acids. Gene Ontology annotation, molecular function: CoA-ligase activity. Gene Ontology annotation, biological process: secondary metabolic process.